Molecule: messenger RNA, 648 nt
Organism: Metarhizium brunneum ARSEF 3297
Lineage: Eukaryota; Fungi; Ascomycota; Sordariomycetes; Hypocreales; Clavicipitaceae
Gene: GstD1
Product: Glutathione S-transferase 1, isoform C
Source: RefSeq, a predicted model, not a curated record
AUGGUUCUCAAGUUCUACUUUGCUCCCUUCUCCACGGCUGGCGUGACUGUUGCCGUCCUGGCCGAGCUCGAACACGGCCUUUCCGAACCUCUCGCCGAGCGCGUCGAGCUCUCGUUCAAAAAGGGCGACACCCGCACGCCCGAGUACCUGUCCGACGUGAACCCCAACGGCCUUGUGCCCGCCAUCGUCCACGACGGGGUUCCCAUCUGGGAGUCCGCCGCAAUCACCAUGUACCUAGGCGAAACAUUCGGCGUCGACAAGUCGCUGUACCCGGCUCUCGGUGUGAAGCGCGGCGAGGCCAUGAAAUGGAUUGUAUGGGCCAACGUCCACCUCGCCGCACACGCCUCCCGACUCGGUUCUUUCCUCCACUCCGAAAAGGAGGGCGAAGAGACGGAGGCCCAGGCCGAGGCUAGGAAGAUGAAUGGCGAGGAGGCCAAGAAGGGCGUGGACAGUGCUCUGGGCAUACUGGAUGGUGCGCUCAAGGGCAAGGACUAUCUCCUCGGUGACGCCUACUGCCUCACCGACACGCACAUCUGGUCGUUGAUGCACUGGGUGGCCAUGCUCAAGGUGGACUUGGACAAGUUUUCGCACAUUCAGGCCUGGAUGGAGAGGGUUGGGGGCCGGGCUGCUUUGAAGAGUGUCUUUUGA